UGCUACGUGACUGAUCUCGCCGAGAGUAACCUCAUACUGAGCGAGCAAAACAACCGUUUCAGGUCCUUCGUUGAAGGCCGCUUUUCAUUUAUGGUCUUGUUCUAGUUACUUCAACCCUUCUCCAGAAGAGUGUUCAUCCAUUUUGCGAGCAGACCCAAUAUAAUGAAGAUCCUACUUACCGCGUGUGUCAUAUGGAUUGUGUCGAACGCUCGCGACGUUGAAGGUGCGUGCAAUGCAAGCCUGGGAAUGCAGAACAAGAAAAUUCAGGACAGCAGCAUCACAGCAUCGUCGCAAUUAAGUAUAAACCACGUCCCUUCCCUUGCUCGACUGGACGGUGUGCAAGGGGCCUGGUGCUCGGCUCCGACCGACAAUCUGCCCUACAUAGAAAUACUGCUGAGCGAGGAAAAGUUUCUUACUUUGAUUAAGACGCAGGGAAGCAAAAAGGACUUAAGAUGGGCAACGAAGUACGAAAUUCGAUACCAGAAGGAUGGAAAAUGGAUCGUUUACAGGAGAACGGACGGAACUCAGACAUUUGAUGGAAAUGUUGGCAUAGCCUCCGUAAACGGUAUUGCACUCCAACCUCAAAUUAGAACACGUUCGGUUCGUAUCUACCCAAAGUUUCCACUUUCUUUGGAUGGUAAUGCAUCUCUGGCAAAUGUUUCCUGUCUCCGCCUGGAAUUAUAUGGCUGCUCUGCCCCUGUUGAUGGCUCAUGGGGAACGUGGACUCCUUGGUGGCCAUGCAGUGUGACCUGUGGACGUGGAAAGCGGUCACGUGAACGAUUUUGCGACUCGCCAAUGCCUACCAAUGGUGGUGCACCGUGCAACGAGAGUGAAAGAACUGAAGACGAAUAUUGUAGAUUACAAAAGUGCAUUAAACCAGCUGUCGACGGAGGCUGGGGCAAUUGGGGUCCUUGGUCAGAAUGUAGCUUGACGUGUGGAAUUGGAUUGCGGGCACGUGAAAGGAAAUGUGAUUCACCUGAACCAAGGAAUGGGGGAGUGCCGUGUGACAAGGCAGAGCGAAUGCAACAGAGAUCCUGUAGGGAAGCCACUUGCGGAGGCAAUGACGUGGGAUUUUCUGGCUCAGGUUAUGGCUGGGAAACUUCUUCAGAUACUUCGGGAUUUUUUGAAGAAGAAAAUGGUUGGAAAGUAUGUUGCAGAACUAAAUCUGGUGAAGAGAAACACCACCAGGGACUCAGCGAUGACGAGGACUUCACGGUUAAGUCAAGUCUUGAUGAUUAAGUCUUCGCCACGAACUUGGAAGGGUGUCAACAGCUUAACUGUCCAGAACAGACAAUAACAUCGAGCUUUUAGACCUUCAGAUUGCGCUUAAAGCACUAAAACCUUUUUUUUUUAUCGUUUUAGAGGAUUAACCGUCUAGCAGUUCACAGUAUCUAGAAGCUGUUUCUUCACUAAAAACCAAGACACCUGAUGUUAAUGUUUGACAAUUGCGAAUACGUCCAAAUAAGAAAAGUCAUAUGCAAAGGUUGCUACAUCCUAAUUAAAUGCGUAACUUCGUUCAGUAUUCUUUUGUAAAAGAUAAACUAUAGUUCAUAACUGAUCUAGCAAAAUUCAUGAUUACUUAGCUACCGUUGUGGAUAUAUUCAUUACUAAAUUCAAUACCGAGGUCGAUACUGUCUUUUUUCUGUACAAUAAUCAUGUGCGGAAACUAAUGAAGCCACUUAUUAAUAAUAAAGCAGCAAUUUAUUUCAAUUUAGAUGAAAUAAUUGCGUUAGUUCGGAAGCGAAUCAUCGACUUAAGAAUCGUUCAAAUCCUCUCCAUCAUAAUACGCAGAUCAGCGAUAAGCUAUUGACUGCAGUUCAGCGAAAUAUGGUUCUCAAAUUGAAACUGCAUACUGAUUUUAUCGACUGGAUGAGCAAAUGAGAAAGAUAAGAUAAGCUAUAGUUGAUAACUGAUCUGGCAAAAUUAAUGAUUACCUAGCAACCUUUGUGGAUGUAUUCAUUUCUAUAUUCAAUACCGACGUCGAUACGGUCUUUUUUCAGUACCAUAAUCAUGGGCGGAAACAAAUGAAGCCAAUUAUUAAUAAUAAAGCAGCAAUUUAUUUCAAUUAAGAAUAAAUUAUGCACGGCCAAAAGUCCUAAGGACUCCCAACUGCAAACAAAGUUUAGAAUAAAUAUAACUUAUAUAUAUAAAUAUAAAUAUAAAUUAUAUAGAAUAAUAUAACAUUCGUAAUUCAGAUGAGCGUGUUCGUGGUUCGAGUAGUGAGCCAUUUAUUCGCCGAGUGUGUUAAUGUUAAUUAUUUUUAUUUGAGCUUUACUAUUAUUGCAGCAUUUUCUCUUCUUUUCCUCAAGAGUUCUAGUCAGUUAAUUUAGUCUAAAAUGAUUGAUAAUUUGCACCUUUUGUCGUUAUCAAUCCAUCUUCAGCCCGGGAGAAACUGUGAGCAUGAAUUCACUUGUGCAUCGCUCCUUAAGCCUGAGACGAUUUCACGAUGUCAAUUUCGCAAAAAACCUUGAGCAUGGUGAAAAGUUUAUCGGUGGAUUUUACUUCAAAUUUCAUGGUGAUUCAAACAAAGACUUACGCUUCCUGUGUAUCAACAUUACUUAAAUUUAUUUCUGAUAAAUCAGCGGCGAAAAAGCGAUGAUCUCUCUCCAUAAUCGUUUUUGUUUUACCUUGAAACAAUCCUUCGCCAUACAGUUGCAAUGUUCGCCCCGUGGCGAUCCCAGAAA
Messenger RNA from Pocillopora verrucosa, 2684 nucleotides. RefSeq lists its product as uncharacterized. The record is from RefSeq and is a predicted model, not a curated record. NCBI's taxonomy places the organism in Eukaryota, Metazoa, Cnidaria, Anthozoa, Scleractinia, Pocilloporidae.